This is a messenger RNA of Lactuca saligna, 993 nucleotides long. The record is from the annotation of a GenBank genome assembly. Lineage: Eukaryota; Viridiplantae; Streptophyta; Magnoliopsida; Asterales; Asteraceae.
AUGAAGAAGGAAUGUCAAUUGAAGAAAAAGAGGGGGAAAUCAUCAAAUUCACACGAGCUGAAACAACGUGAAGCGGAAAGGAGUCCGACUCAUGACUCCCCAAAAAGAAGUGCUUGCAGGAGGCAACCUCCAUGGGUAGUCGUCCACGAUGCAACCAAACCAAGAGUCACCCCGAUUUCCCGUGAUACACCUUUCCAAGAAAUGUUGGUUUCGAAACUCUUGCGAGAUGGAAUGGAAAAGUGGAGUGGAUUAAACAAUGAAAGGUCCAUGUGCCUAUGUUUCCAAAUUCAAGAAGUUGUCUACAAGGAAUUGGUUGUUGAGUUCUUGGCCACUGUGUUCUUCAAGAGGAAGGAUGGUAUUUAUGAUAAAGACAAUCUUACUUUCUGCCUGGGCAGAGAAAGGCGUGCUCUUAGCCAGGCUGAUUUUGCGUUAAGGACGGAGAUUUAUUUUCCAUUCAAGGCCCUUAUCUCUCCCAAUGCUCAUGUUUAUUUACCCUUCCUUUUGGUGGAAUUUCUUGUGGAACGGGUGGGCAAGGAUAAGCGAGGGUUUCCGCUCUAUGGUGGUAUGUUGAUCAUGCGACUUACGCAUUUUUUUGGAGUUCUUGAUAAAUGUGAGGCCUUGCUUUUGACUGUGGAAACUCAUAAACCAUGCUCUACUCUCGUAUACCAAAGAGCAACUAUUAUUGGAUAUCAUGGGGUGGGUGGUUUUUCUAUUCUUGAUGACACUCCCUGUGACCAACCCAGGAGGCGGGUGAGACAAAGAGCAAGGGGACCCGUAGGAGAUGAGUCGCCAGUCGUACCGACUAAGGAUGAGAUGACCAUGGACCCUUAUAGUGUUGUGCAAAGAAGAUUUGAUGACAACUUGGCGCGAAGCAGGAACUGUACCAAUAUGACUCAGGAUUAUAUGAUGCAGCAGUUGCACUUCUCUAGACGAGAUCAUUUUCCUACAUUAUACCCUUAUGUGCCUAGAUGGGAGGAGUUGUGGUGUGAAUAG